Molecule: messenger RNA, 1128 nt
Organism: Vitis riparia (riverbank grape)
Lineage: Eukaryota; Viridiplantae; Streptophyta; Magnoliopsida; Vitales; Vitaceae
Product: vesicle transport v-SNARE 13
Exons: 6
Coding region: 220-885 (221 amino acids)
Biological process (GO): intracellular protein transport; vesicle fusion; vesicle-mediated transport
Cellular component (GO): late endosome membrane; ER to Golgi transport vesicle membrane; endoplasmic reticulum membrane
Molecular function (GO): SNARE binding; SNAP receptor activity
Source: RefSeq, a predicted model, not a curated record
GAGCUUGUCGUUUGAAAAGCACUACCACUUUCUCCUGAUCAACUCCAGAUCCAUCGCCACCGGACUCAGGCUACUUUUCCGGCAACUUCUCUGAAUUCCGGAGAGAUUUGAGCUUGAUUUUUUCUUUUUCUUUUUUUCUCAUCAUCUCAGUUUCAGGAGUGAGUGGGAUUGAAUGUGUGGAUUAUUGAUUGCACAGUCAUUUGUGGAGAAUUGAAGACGAUGGGUGAGGUAUUUGAUGGAUACGAGCGCCAGUACUGUGAGCUUUCAGCCAAUUUGUCCAAGAAGUGUACGACAGCUAGUCUUCUGGAUGGAGAGCAGAAGAGGCAAAAAAUUUCUGAAAUAAAAGCCGGAUUGGAUGAAGCAGACUCUCUGAUACGGAAAAUGGACCUUGAGGCUAGAAGUCUGCAGCCGAAUGUAAAGGCUGUACUUCUUGCUAAGCUAAGGGAAUACAAAUCUGAUCUGAACAAUUUGAAAAGUGAGGUUAAAAGAAUUGCAUCAGCUAACUCAAAUCAGGCUGCCCGAGACGACUUAUUAGAAUCAGGAAUGGCUGAUGCAAUGUCGGUAUCGGCUAAUCAAAGAGGACGAUUGAUGAUGUCAACAGACAGAUUAAAUCAGUCCAGUGAUAGAAUUAAGGAAAGUAAAAGAACCAUGCUGGAGACAGAAGAGCUUGGUGUUUCAAUUCUUCAAGAUUUGCAUCAACAACGACAAUCGCUCUUACAUGCCAAUGACACGCUGCAUGGAGUAGAUGACAACGUUAGCAGAAGUAAGAAAAUUUUGACCAACAUGUCAAGGAGGAUGAGCAGGAACAAGUGGAUUAUCGGCUCCAUAAUUGCAGUCCUCGUUGUUGUCAUUGCCUUGAUCUUGUACUUCAAACUCUCCAAAUAGCCACGACUGUUAACCUCUUUUGGUUUGUGUGUUUCCAAGAGACAUGAGCUUCCCUUUUUUCCCCUUCUAAUCUCUUUCAUUUUCAUCUUGUGAGUUUGCUAUUUUGCCAUUGAGUGCCAACUUCCGGAUAUUUGAUUAAUCUACUGUCACCUUUUUCUUUUCUUUUUUUGUUUUUUUGUUUUUUUUUUUGUUUUGGUUGGGAACAAAUCUGAAAUACCACAAAGUCAUGUUUCAUUCUGUGUA